Molecule: messenger RNA, 11734 nt
Organism: Lineus longissimus
Lineage: Eukaryota; Metazoa; Nemertea; Pilidiophora; Heteronemertea; Lineidae
Product: vascular endothelial growth factor receptor 1-like
Exons: 24
Coding region: 271-4788 (1505 amino acids)
Biological process (GO): positive regulation of kinase activity; protein phosphorylation; multicellular organism development
Cellular component (GO): plasma membrane; signaling receptor complex
Molecular function (GO): ATP binding; transmembrane receptor protein tyrosine kinase activity
Source: RefSeq, a predicted model, not a curated record
UCACACGCGCGAAGCAAGAAAUAAUAAGAUAGAAGUUAUCCAAGCAACUGAGACGUUCUUAGGCCAAGGAGGACACCGAAUCAUCAUGGCAACGAAUGUUUUGAAACUUUUCUAACGAAAUUUGUGGUCAACUUGGACGUACGAACAGGAUUUAUUAAAUUACGCACAAGUUUAUUCGGCCGCUUUUGAUUGCGCGACAGGCGAGUCAGCGGCAAUUAACUCUUUUCGCUCUUUUUUGAUGUGAACAUCAUUUUUGGAUUCCUCUCCAAAAUGGAGCGAAGGAUUGCGCCUCCUAGACGAUGCCUUUUCGGCUGUUUUCUUGUGAUUUUCAAUAUUCUGCUUGGAUCUACUGAAGGGGCAGAAACACCCGCAUUACCCACGAUUAAGUUGCUCUAUGAUGCAGCGCCUGUUACUGUUGGUCAGAAGUUCACGAUACAAUGUGUCGUGGAGGCACCAUUUACCCUUCAUGUUAACUUAGAUUGGGAAUUCCCUACUGUUAAGGAGUCUGCUCCUCGUGUUGUGAUUGGUGAUACUAAAAUAAACUAUUUGAAAAAAUCGGAGAAAUUCCAGCGAACAUCUUCGCUGACGAUAGACCCGGUGGUUGGCUGUGAUGAGGGGAAAUACGUUUGUGUGGCCUGGGAUCAACGACAACGCGUUGUGAAAUCGACCAUGCAUCUUAACGUGGAGGGCGGGGACUGCUGUGAUCAACCUGUGUUGCGUAUCCACGAGAUUGAUCAAUUCCGGGGCGGCAACUUGACGCUGUCGUGCACCGGAUCAUCGCCGUUAGAAUGGGAUUAUCCUAAUCCACAGAAGAUCAAGGGCACCUCAAACGACCAAAUGAUCAAGGAGCGGAUGACGUUGACCCAGGUCUUCACCGACGACGGUCUCUAUAACAGUACCAUCCACGUUUGGGCGCUAGAAGCGAGGGAGGUUGGAUUUUUCACAUGUAAAUACAAGUUCCCGCGACACUGCAGUACACCACAGACCGCCAGUCAGUACCUAUUCGUCCGGGAUCCUCUGAACGCUCUAGCCCCGCACGCCAACACACCACAGAUCAAUGUGAUCAUGGUUCACGAAGGACAGGAACUCAUCGUCCCAUGCCGGCCAACGCAUCCUGAAUAUGUAGACGUGAAGUUGGAGAAAGUCGUUGAUCAUCGUCCUCUUCAACUGGUCAAGCGAGGGGAAGAAGUGGCCUUCAAACCAAAGUAUGGCUUCAUCAUAAAGUACGCCACUGAAUUCUACAAUGGGCGCUUUGACUGUAUCGGCACGAUGGGCAAUGUGACGGAGAGUCAAGUCCAUGUUCUGAUGUUCGAAAGAGACAUCAAGAGUCCGCCCCACAAACCUGAGAUCAUCCGCACCGAGAAUGACUUCCAGUACAUGGUCCGUGACACGAUAGAACUGACGUGUAUAGCCAGGACUGGGCAGAGGUUGGUGCUCUUGGAGUGGGAGUACCCCACCAGUGGAGAAGCAGAUCGCUGUACCUCGCCUCACCAAUGUCGUAUCAAAGUCUCCCAACUCCUCUUCGAGGAACAGUGGCAGAAUGAUUUCAACUAUUGGAAGGUCGAGCAGACGCUGACUAUUUACAAUACGUUGGAGAAGGACACUGGGAACUAUACGUGUUCUGUUGUGAAUCAUCUGGAGCAAGCUGAAUCGACAACAGAAUGGAUCACGGUGCUAGAGAAGACAUGGAUUAAAAUGUCUGUCUCCCGGCCAUACGUCGAAGCUAAGUUCGGUGUUGACUCCGUCCUCCUGUUUGCCGACUUUGAGUCAUUUCCUCGGCCCGCCAUCUAUUGGCACAAGGAUGGACAAGAGGUCAUUGACAGUAGCCGCACGCAAUACCGACGCUUCGAUGGCCGGGAUCGUACGAGGCUGACCAUAAACAUGCCGUCACCCAAUGACUCCGGAGUUUACACUGUCUACGGAAUUACGAAAGACUAUAACGAUACAGUUAAUAUCACUCUGGUUGUCACAACAAAACCCACGGCUAACGUCACAUCCGACUUCGGAAGACCACCGUAUUUCAUCGCGGACAAGAACUACACUUUAUCAUGCCUAGUCACCGGUGUUCCCAUGCCUAACGUCACCUGGCAGUGGCAACCUUGUGCCAAGCCUGGCUGUCCCUUAAACGAGGAAGCCUGGGACGAGGUUGACGUUAACGAUUGGAGCUUUAACGAGACUCAACAAAUAAGUAAACUGCACACAGCUAGUAAUCACAACUCGACAGGCAUCUAUCGAUGUAUUGCGCAGAGUAAGGAAGGGAUCGCUAAGGAUCAAAUGAAGUUUAUUGCAACAGAUGUUGUUGAUGGUUAUGGCUACAAUAUAACCCCCAGUGAGAAGCCCGUGGAAGGGGAUGCGUUCAGGCUCACGUGCAUGGCCAACUCACUCAUGUUCCACCCGAUACAAGUCUUCCGCCAACUGGAGGGGGAAAGGGUUAAUGAGAAGGAGGGCAUUGUCAAUAGCACUUCAGUCAUGAUCCAUAAAGGAAGGACAAAUUAUUCUUAUAAAAUUACGGUUGCAAUUGAUGACAUCACAAUGAACAACACCGGCACGUACUUCUGUGAAACUUUCUCUAAAGAUGGUAGCAGCACUCCGGACUUUGACCGGGGAGUCUACAUUGGUGUGAGACCUGUCAAACCACCGCAGUUCAGACAAGCACUUGUCGACGAGAGGCACGAAGAAUUCCUGGACACCGUGGCAUUCGAAUGUCUGGCCGCUGGACAGCCAGACCCAGAGAUCACGUGGUAUAAGGACGGCGACAUCAUGUCGAUGUCGCAUAAAGAUGGCUACGUCUUCAAUGAUGACAAGUCCAAGUUAAAGAUCGUGAAAUUGAUGAAGGGCGAUGCAGGACAGUACACUUGUGAGGCGAUGAAUCGGGGCGGUACCAUCAACAGUACCAUGAUGCUAGUCGUCGAUGGAGGUGACAUAUUUCCAGAAUCGCGCGAAGUUAGGAUUGGUCCGUUGACGACGACGCAGAUCUGGAUCAUCUUUGGUAUCAGUCUGGCGGCGGUGGUUCUUCUGACACUCAUCCUUGUCUUGAUCUGGAAGAUAAAGCAGUCGAAGAUGAACUACCUGUAUGACAUGCUAUACAACCCUAAAGGUGACAUCAACCCGGACAUCCCCAUCGAUGAACAGACCGACUGCCUUCCGUACGACCCCAAGUGGGAGUUCCCCAAAGACAGGUUCACAUUUGGUGUGGUGCUUGGCCAAGGAGCAUUUGGUAAAGUGGUGAAAGCAGAAGCUGUAGGCAUUGUGGAAAAUGAGACUUCGACUACAGUAGCUGUCAAAAUGCCCAAAGAUUGUGGUGACCAGUACCAGCUGAUGUCACUGAUGUCUGAGUUGAAGAUACUCGCCCAUAUUGGUCAUCAUCUGAAUGUCGUCAACCUCCUCGGAGCUUCUACCAAAGGAAUCAAGAAAGGGGAAUUGUAUGUGAUCGUCGAAUAUUGUUGUCAUGGAAACAUGCGAAACUACCUCAUAAAAAAUCGCGCCAACUACCGUGACAACCUGGACGAAUAUACGCAAAAAAUACUCGCCAAACGACAAGCUAGUCAAAUGCAGAACAGUGCCGGAUCGGAAUACAGUAAUAACACCACUCAUUAUGUUAAUGAGCCGACAGCCAGCCCUGAUUUGUUUAACGAGGACCCGCCCCUCACGACCAAGGCUCUACUCUGUUUUGCAUUCCAAGUUGCUAGGGGCAUGGAGUAUUUGGCCUCUAAAAAGUACAUCCAUCGAGAUUUGGCAGCAAGGAAUUGUCUUCUAGCCGAGGACAAUGUGGUGAAGAUAUGUGACUUUGGUCUCGCAAAGGACUGUUACAAGUACCCAGAAUACCAGAAGAAAUCCGAUGGUCCGCUGCCGGUGAAGUGGAUGGCCAUAGAAUCACUAGUAUACAGGACAUUCUCCACAAAAAGUGAUGUAUGGUCCUUUGGUGUUCUUCUAUGGGAGCUGUUCACACUCGGUGCAAACCCUUACCCUGGCCUCGAGCUAAAUGAGACCUUCAUUGACAAGCUGCGGGAUGGCUACCGUAUGGACAGACCAGAGUUCGGACCCUCUGAUGUGAAUACACUCAUGAGGGAUUGCUGGCAGGCGGAACCAGAAGACCGACCCAACUUCUCAGAGCUGGCGGAACGAUUAGGCUCACUAUUGGAAAACAAAGUCAAGACGCACUACAUUGAUCUCAACACUCCAUACCUUGUUCGCCAAGAUGAGGCAUCGGCGGCAUCACAACCAUCACCGCCCCCUAGUGGCUACCUACAAAUGAACAGCAACGGCUACAUGAUGAUGAAGCAACCCGAUGAUCGAUCGCCGAAGAAUCAUGAUACGGCAAUCGAACUCGAGGACGUUGGUCUGGACGACGGAUAUAUCAAACCCAGGCGGCGUAACCAUAGCAAAGAUGGUGGUGAUGAGAUGGAACUGCUACCGAUGUUAUCAACCAAUGAAAAACAAGGAAAGGGCGAGAAAAGGGAUAAUAUGAACGUCAAGGACUUACGGGUUGACCUCGUGGAGGGCAAGCCCGUCAAGACGACCGCCGUCAUUCACGGGACGCCGCAGAAAUCCCCGACUGGUUCGUCGAGCAGCUACAUGAGCCAGUCGUCAGAAGAUAACGGCUAUCUUGUCCCAAACUCCACAAAAACUGUCACUCCUCCUCGGCGGCUUGGUAACAGCUUGAAAAGUACCGGGUCAGCCACGUCAGAGACCUCCAGUGGCUUUCAUUCAGACUAUGUAAAUGACGAUUUUCCGCCACCAGGAUACGACAGCGCGAUAACAGAUUACGUUGUGGAAGUGGGUGUGUAGAUAAUGUGGAUUGUGCUCUUGCGGCGUUGUACCGAUUCUGGUGACUUCCACAACUUCUGCGCUCGAGUCAAAGCAUUUAUCACUAAUGGGCCAGGUCAUCUUAAAACACUUGAAGUGUGCUACAUCUUAAAAACACUAGAGGUGUACUGUGAAUGAUGAAACACUGUAGUGUUCCGCUUGAGGUAUAAAACUGGUUGUGAUGACAGACCAUUAAUGUGGAGCUAGAAACAGAACACUGGUGGUGAAACACUGAUUUUGAACAUCGGUGGUUUGGCAUUGUGUAUGAAACAUGAAAAUGAAACACUGGUGUUGAACUCAGUGUAUGCAGCAGUGAAAGGGAAUACUAGCGAUGAAACACUGAAAACUUCAUGCAUAACACAGUGUUUGGAGAAUAACACUAGUGAUAGAACACUGGUUUAAAGCUUAUCUAACGCCAGUGAUGCAGCAUAUUUGUAACACUAUUGCAGCAUUUGAGAUAGUUCUAGAAGUGUACAUUGUAUUGUGAUAUACGCCUACUUGUGUGUUUUCAUUUAGCAGAUGCGUUAGACUUGAUAUCUUGUGUUCAGUUGGAUAUAUUAUUCAUAACUAAAUGAGGAACAGAAUAGUAAUGUACGGAAAUAGUAUUGCAAUUACGACUGAGAUUUACAAGAAGUGGUAGCAAACUGUGCCUUUUUGAACAUUAGUUCACUUGGAGUGCGUCAGAGAAGAAAAAUAGGACUCGUAUCACUUGGUUGUGAUGUGCUAUUAGAAAACGUGUCUUUCUGAGACAGAAAAUGUGCUUAUCAUAUUCAAGGAUGAGUAUAGUGGGUGAUGGAACGAGAGCCCAGGUGCCAGAGAUUUUUGGGACUUCUGGAUAGGGAACAAAGUUAAUUGACUUUUAAUGUAUGAACACUUUAAAUGGUGUCACUUAUGUCAAACAGAAUUGGAAAGUCGGCUUCAAGAAGUUGAAACUCCGAUGAGUGUGUAAUUGACUUACCUCCUCGGCUAAGGGGGUUCCCUUAAGCACUGCUGAGCAGUUUGAAUCCUUGAUCAAGGCGUUAAACAGGUGCAAUAGAAUAGGUAUGGUGCUAUGGGGUGCUGGGGUUGUGAGUUCUGCUCGGACGGGGAGACUUUUGGAACGCUUUGGAGCAGAUGCGAUUGCCCAUUUUCAAGAUAGCUAAUACUGACACCGAGAUGUGGAGAAUCGACUCAGAUAUUGCUCUAUAUGUUGGUGCUCUAGUUUUGACAAGGGUUUUCAGAAGGACUAUCAUUGAGGCAUCGAGAAGGAUAUGCGUCUAAGGAGAGCUGGUAUCAUAUCGCUUGCCGGACAAGUCUCGUCUCGAGGCAAUACGGAACAUAAUCAUACUCAAGUUGAGACACUUAAAGUUCUAGUUCACUCGGGUGUGGGCAAUUCUUGACUAUUGAAAAUGACUUGGAGGAUAAUCAAGAUUUGUUUCUUGCAAACUUGAGUGAACUGGUGGACGCGUUCUGUUUAUGAGGUGUACAAAUUACAUAAUCAUGUCCAAUAGCUAACCUGUAAAUAUGUAUAGGCAAUUAAAACAUGAAUGACAGAUAUUUAACGGUGAUGAAUCUUUUGAGGACAGAGUGGCAAUAUGAUAAGACAGUGCUGAUACAGAUUUGAAAACUGUAAGAGAAUUUUUCAUUUUGAAGUAAAUGGCAUUUCAUUCGAAUUUGGUGAUGACUGAUUGAGACAUUUCAAGAUGUUACACUUAUUCCUCAAAUGAUUUUAAAUGAUGAUUCUCAUUAAGUUGAGUUUGAAGGUCAGUAUUAGCAGAAAGUCAUGACUUUCUGGUAGAGCCAUAAGAGUUGUUAUUGUGAUUUAAGGAGACUCUCCCCUGCGCACAUUUCUAGUGUUGAUUCGCAUUUUAAUUUGUGAAGUUAUUUUGUGUCCGAUUUUGACAAUUUUGUUGUGGUAGAAGGAGAAUUAUUUAGACCAUUGAAUAAUGUUGAAAUGAGCUAAUGCACAGCAGAUAAGACAGUGUAAUAUUCAGAAUUUGUCAUGCAGAUAAAAAUUUAAGCAAAAUGUUUAAAUUGUUCACCUUUUCGUACUGUUUCCUUCUCCUUCUACUUGUGAUUUAACAAUUUAUUGGAACAAGAUUGCCCCCUACCCCAGCUUUUUGAUUUGGUAGUUGUCAUGUUCCCUUUUGUUGACUAAUCUUGAAUCGAUCGAUGCCAUAGAUUCCUCUAUCCGGAUUAUCAAAUAUUGAAAUAUUUUUUGACUUUUGACUUUGGUAGAACAUGUAGGGCCACAUUCAUGAAAGCAUAUAGAGCCUUAAAAUGGUGUUUAAUUGAAAAGGCUGAUUCUGGGCUUCAUGAGAUGCCCUGAAUCUGAAUUUUCACCGAGGAAUCUUUCCAGAUUUGGCCCAUAGUUCAACCUAUAUCUUUGUGUUUGUAUGCUAAUGAGUCUAGUCUUUUGUCUAGUCAAACUAUUAUAUCGGAGAUAAUAUUGUCGUUGUAUGCAUAUGAUAUUGAUUUUUUGGCCGGAUGAAAAUUAAACUUCAUCGAAACGAAUUGUCAUAUAGUUGUUGCAUUGGCGAGGUGGAUUUUCAGUUUUGAUGUUCCCCUAAGGGUGUUGAAUGGAGUUCUGAACCUUUCUUGUAGAGAUGAAGUCCACUUCUUUGAAGUUUCAAUUUUCAACUGGCAUUUUUCGACAUCUUUGACCAGAAUAUAUAUCUUAGAGUCAGCAUAUCAGCAUUUAGAGAUCAAAGCAAAAUAUAUCAAAUUAGAUUUUUUGAGAAAAUUCAUUGUUGUGAAAGUUAUGAGUGAACAAAUAUCCAUUUUAAAGUUACAUCGUGUACACACAGUGUUUCACUAAAUGCAUGCGCGUUAUGCACUGAACCAAGAGAACCACGCUUUAACCAUUUUUACAGUCAUUUGUCACAAAUAUGGGCAAAUAUGAUAGCAAAUAUGGGCAAAAAGGCAGGUCAAAAUGGCAUUGUUUGAAUGAACCAGCUAAUCUUGUGAUUGAUUAAAGAAUUGAGCCUGGUUCUUCCAUCUACCCUGAGGUCAGUUCAUGAUCUAGAUGCACAGGUUGAGUGAGUACAGUAAUGUAUGAUGCAGCAUCCAAGUGACGUAUUUUCAGUUUGUAAGGAAAGCUGGGAAUUGAAAAAUAGACUGACACUGAUCUUUCAAUCUAGAAUACGGAGACAGCAGUCAAAUGGCAUCCCUGCAUUUAGUGAAUGACUAUUUUUUCUUAUUUUUUAUGGUGUCUAUUUGAAGUACAGCUAAACAAAUAUAAACAAAAGUAUUAUAACCAAGAAUCUAUAGUUAAUGUUUUGGCCUAUGUCUCUGUAAGUGUUCUCUAUGUGAAUAUCAUAUAUCUGGUGUUAAUCUCUAUAUGCUAUGUUGGUCAACAUUUCAACUUUUCGAACCCAAUCGGAGAAUUCUUAUAGGCUUGUUCCCAUCAAUGUCAGGUCUGGAAUUUGAAUUGAAUCUCAAGUUUUCGUUUGUUUUUGUUUUCAUUUGUUAUUUCCUGUUAGGAAAGACAGACCACGUGGCUAUAUAAGUACUGAUUGAUCUUGUCUCAAAUAGAGGAGGGCAAGUUGACCUGAAUUCCCCCAAAUUUUGAAUUAAGGUGGGUCCAUAGCUUAGGCGUUUGAGGGAGCCAGGGUCAUGCUGACCUUAGGACAAAUUGUCUUUGUUUUUUAGUCCUUUGCCUCUGUGUGCAUGUUAUAAAAUGAUUGUUAUAAUUGUUAUACUACAGGGUGUACCGGCAUUUGUGUCUGUGUUGAAUUGGAGAUUAGGUGUGAUCAGAAUUCUAAUUUGGUGAGGCAAGGUGGUAAAAUUAUAGCCUAUAAUAGGAUCACUUUACAAAGCAGACUCGGUUGCUCAACUGGAGGCACUUUUUCUGGUUCACCCUGUCUAGUAUUUUCUAGUUGUGUACAGUGUAGGGUAGACUCAUUGCUUCAAUAGUAAUGGUAAGUGUUGUGAAAAUAGCUACUGGACUUCCCUAUAUAAACAAAGUGGACUCAUCUAGCCUAUUUAUUGAAAAGUCCAAUUCAAACUUAAAGGGGAAAUCUGUCAGAAAGUAAUUGUCCCUUUAGAUUUGAUGAGGUCAUUUUGACUUGUAUUGAGUUUGAUCUCACCCAGCUAGAACUGAUUAAUCUGUACCAAAACUGUAGGUAAUGCAUGGCUAUUUAGUUCAAGUUGGCGUGGACAUCUCUCUCACAAAAAACAAAUGAACAGGUUGAAUCUUCCAGUUAUAUCUGUGCCAUGGCGUUAUGAAAAACAGUUAUUUUUAAAACGAUAAGAAAGCUUGUUUAUUUAUAAAUACUGUAUAGAUACUAAUACAAUAUUUUCGCAUGUACAUUUUCAUUUUGGCUUAUUUGAAAAUGCCUGUUGCCCUUAUGCAAAAACUCAUAUGACUAUAGUUUUUGCCUUAGUGUCACAAUAUUUUACACAAUGAUAUAGAUUUUAAUUUUCACCAUUUCUCAAUAAAGGCCGAUAUAUCCAUAUAGUAUUUACAGAUUUGAUUUAAAUUUUGCCAAGGACCAUAAUUUCUCUACUGGCUUUUGUAAAUAAGUUCCUUUUAACUCACGUCACAAUUCGAAUGUACACUACUCUUUCAUGUCACAACGUUACGUUUACAGAACUUUCUUCAAGAUGAAUCUAUCCAAGAUAUCCAGCCUCUUUUGUUUUCUAGGCCUGGUUGAUUUGAACAUGAGAUUAUGGACUAAGGCCUGUCUAGAGUUAAGUUUGCGCAACUUCAAAUCAUUGCCUUUGGUAAUGGUAAUGCAGAAGCCGUAUGACUGUCCUAGUUUCAAACAAAAUGAUAGAGGGCGUCAUCACCUUUUGCAUAAUCGGUGCAGGUGAGUUCUCGUCGAUACCAAUUCAAACAAAAAUUUAUAUUGAAUAUCAGAAAUGAUUGUUGAUAUGUGUAAUAAUGAUUGCAUUUAUGAUUUUAUAUUUGACCAUGAUGAAAGCGCACAUCAUCAGAAGGAUUAAAUGAAGAUUAAUAAUGGUUGUUUUGUAUGGUUUUCUAAUAACAGUUUUGUAUGUGUUGGUUUCCAGUGAUUACGUCCGAUCACUAGGCUCGAGUUUGAGGUGAAAACAAUUUGAAUUUCUUUCCUCAAGUAGAGGCAGGCUGAGGUGUUGCUAUGAGAACUGUCAAAGGCCAGGUUUAGGCAGACCUUGCGGUGGUGUUGUGAUGACCAUGUGGUAGCGUCGUUGAGUAAUAGCAAUUCCAUUAUUGUAUUCAUUGUUUGUUAUCCCUCAGUUUUGAGCCUUGUGAUUGACGUUGUGUAAACUGUUUGAAAUUCGACUUGUGCUUUAGGAUGUUGGCAGACAACUGACAGGUGAAGUAGAACCUCUCUGUUAAGAACACCCUUUUGACUAUCAAAUGUUGUCCUUUAUAGAGAGGUGUCCUGAUUACAGAGGUCAAAAUUCACAAAACCGUUGGUGUCAUUUUAGUUUCCUAGCAUCCAGUAGCACAUCAUAAUGGUGUGUACAAUAAUCUCAUUCUCUCAUUAAGUAAUUCUUUCUAACUAUCCUGUACUGGUCAUAAGUAACAUCACUUGAAAAUUUCUAACCUCAGCCAAUUAACCCUGUGUGAUAUUUUUCGGAAUUUUUAAAUGCAUUUCUUAUUUGCUACAAUACUGGCUUGAAGUAACAUACCUCACCUUGGUCAGAUGGAUAGAGCAGUGCAGCAUCUGGGUUCGCUUUUGAAACGACUUUAGAAUUCAGUGUUGUACCAGCAAGGUAUCUUACUUCUGAACAGUACUGUAUGUGUAAGCAGCAUUCAUGAUCUUCCUGUAAAGUGGCAUUGAUAAUUGUGUUUCAUAGUUUUAUACUGAUUGAAAAAUCACCAUUCAAAUCGCUUCAUAGGAUCAUUCAAUCACCUGAGCAUAACUUUAUUGUUGUGGUUCUAAAUCUUGUGUCAUGAGUUUGUUCGCAGCUGCGUGUAGGAACCAGUUUCCAAAAGAUAUGGUUAAUUUCUAAAAAAAUGCAUCCUGGUGGCCUAGUGGUUAUUAAGGCAUCCACCUCAUGGAAGGAAGGUCGAGGGUUCGAGGCCCUUGGGUAUCUCUUUCCAAAGCCACCAGCUGUUUAAUGUGGUCCUUGUUUCGGUAGAUAUCAGUGCAAUAUUAGCUUAUCAAAACUUGGUUAAACACAUUUCUUUAAUCUAUUUCAAAUAUCUUCUUGACGCUUUAAUAUUCAACACUAAAUUAAGACUGUUCAAUUCAAAUCCAGAAAUAAUGGGUCCAUGUACAUUUGUACAUAUGUGCCAUAUUGUCUAGUUUCUGUUCUUUUAUGCCCACAACUUGCUUUCAUUCUUUUCUUUGUGCUGUUAAUCCUUUCACUGGCAAGGGAUCUAACUACAAUUACCAUUUUGAGCCUAUUUGCUAUACCGGUUUGUAUCAAGUCAUACCUUUAGAGCAGUACUGAGGGUGACAGAUUUUCAGUUAGUAACUCCCGUUGUCAGCCUGGGACACCCUAGCAGAGGGUGCAUGCUUGACUCAUGACUGAGACACGUAUUGUACAAGCCUACGAAUGACUAAAUCAAAUGACUAAAUUGAUGCUCACGCAGGCCUUGAAAAGGAACACACUGUACCAUCCACAGUGAUUUAUGAAAGGUCUGCUACCCCAUUAGUUUUUCAUGAGCAGUGUAGUUGAUAUUGCUGCACACACACAACUAAGAAGUCAUGAGUGAGAGUCAUGAGCUCAUUGUGACAAAACAUACUUUUGCAGCAGCUGCUGCUUGCAUGUAUGCAAUGGUCUUCAGUUGUCGUUGUCAGUCAUUCAUUAUCUUGCUGUGUGCAACCGUGUUAAGUCGCUUGUAUGCUUGUACGAUCAUGUGCAGGUAACCCUGGUAGAUGUACAUGGGGGAACCAUACUCUUAUAAUGUGCUAAUUUAAUGUCAAAAUCUUGUAAAUGAAGAAUAAUUGUAAAUUAAUUAAAUAUGUAAAAUUAUACAAAGUACAGUAAAACAAUAAACCAUUGUUCAUCAUUA